This is a messenger RNA of Hipposideros armiger (great roundleaf bat), 1662 nucleotides long. RefSeq names its product prostaglandin E synthase 2 (gene PTGES2). The coding region runs from base 37 to 1155 and encodes 372 amino acids. The transcript is spliced from 7 exons. The record is from RefSeq and is a predicted model, not a curated record. NCBI's taxonomy places the organism in Eukaryota, Metazoa, Chordata, Mammalia, Chiroptera, Hipposideridae. Gene Ontology annotation, cellular component: mitochondrion. Gene Ontology annotation, molecular function: prostaglandin-E synthase activity.
UUUCGCGCGCCCGCCCGCGGAGCCGGUAGAGCGAACAUGGCCCAGGCUGCACGGGCGUUGUGGCCAGGCGGGCGCGCUCUGGCCUGGAGGCUGGGUGGUCGCCUCGUGCAGGGUCUCCCCGCACAGAGCCGGACCGGCUUUGCGGGGGCGGCAGGAGGCCCGGGCCCUGCUGCCACCGCCCGCAAGGGAAACCCGCGGCUCCUGGGGGCGGCGGCGCUGGCCCUGGGAGGCGCGAUGGGGCUGUACUACACGGCGCGGUGGCACCUGCAUGCGCAGGAUCUCCGCGCCAAGUGCUCAGCCGCGCAGCUCACCCUGUCUGGCCGCCUGCAGCUGACCCUGUACCAGUACAAAACAUGUCCCUUCUGCAGCAAGGUCCGCGCCUUCCUGGACUUCCAUGCCCUGCCCUACCAGGUGGUGGAGGUGAACCCCGUGCGUAGGGCCGAGAUCAAGUUCUCCUCCUACAGGAAGGUGCCCAUCCUGCUGGCCCAGGAAGGAGACAGUUUGCAACAACUGAACGACUCUUCUGUCAUCAUCAGUGCCCUUAAGACCUACCUGGUGUCGGGGCAGCCCCUGGAAGACAUCAUCACCUACUAUCCGCCCAUGAAGGCCAUGAAUGACCAGGGCAAGGAGGUGACCGAAUUCUGCAACAAGUACUGGCUCAUGCUAGACGAGAAGGAGGCCCAGCGAAUGUAUGGUGGGAAGGAGGCCAGGACGGAGGAGAUGAAGUGGCGGCAGUGGGCAGACGACUGGCUGGUGCACCUGAUUUCCCCCAACGUGUACCGCACGCCUGCCGAGGCCUUGGCCUCCUUCGACUACAUUGUCAGGGAGGGCAAGUUUGGGGCCGUGGAGGGCGCUAUGGCGAAGUACCUGGGUGCAGCUGCCAUGUACCUCAUCAGCAAGCGGCUCAAGAGCAGGCACCACCUCCAGGAUAACGUACGUGAGGACCUCUAUGAGGCUGCCGAUAAGUGGGUGGCAGCUGUGGGCAAAGACCGGCCCUUCAUGGGGGGCCAGGAGCCGAACCUGGCUGACUUGGCAGUAUAUGGCGUGCUGCGUGUGAUGGAGGGCCUGGAGGCCUUUGACGACCUGAUGCAACACACCCGCAUCCAGCCCUGGUACCUGCGGGUCGAGAAGGCCAUCGCCGAGGCCCCCCAGUGAGUGAGCUGAGCUGCCCUGCUGGGAGGAACUGGGAUGCAGCAGAAGACACUGGCUGCCACAGACUAUGGUCACUGAGCCAGCAUGUGGGCAGCAAUGCUGUGUGUGUGUGUGGGGGUCAGGAUCAUUCUGUGUCUUGCCCACCUCCAUCCCCCCAGCAUCUUCUGCUUCUAACACUGGAUGCCUGCUGGGGCCCUGGGACACUGGGGGGCGAGGCCCAGGCUCCAUUUCCCCUCCCAGCUCCCUGAGGGGCAUGGAGGGUCUACCUACCCCUCCUCCCCCCGCCUUGGGCCUCCUGCUCUUCACCUGUUCUCUGGGGCUCUCAGUGGCUGCCCCCUUUACACCCUAUGGGUGGGAAUUGAGUUGGGUUCCUUUCCUGGACAAAGGAAAUAGGGAUACCCCAUUUAGAGAGAGCCCCAUCCAUGGUUUUCCCCUGGUUCCUGCUUUUCCCAAGCACCCCCAGGAUUCUGCGUCAUGUUUGAAAUAAAAAGAUUGCUGCUCCCCUCCUGA